Messenger RNA from Auxenochlorella protothecoides, 1632 nucleotides. Its product is annotated as Malonyl-CoA-acyl carrier protein transacylase, mitochondrial. Gene Ontology annotation, molecular function: transferase activity; protein binding. The record is from RefSeq and is a predicted model, not a curated record. Lineage: Eukaryota; Viridiplantae; Chlorophyta; Trebouxiophyceae; Chlorellales; Chlorellaceae. The transcript is spliced from 8 exons. The coding region runs from base 1 to 1632 and encodes 543 amino acids.
AUGCCGCGCGACAUGACUGCCACGGGGAGGUAUCCUCCCGUCCCCAAGCACCCGCCCAUCGCCUUCUACUCCGCCGUGCGGCUCGGCGACCCCGAGCAGCUGGCGCUGAUCAUGGCCACUGACCCCUACUUCAUCACCCAGGACAACGGUGCAGGAGCCCCCGUGCACUUUGCGACCACCUACAAGCAGCUGGACAUGGUGCGAGUGCUGCACCACCUGUUGAACAACGGUGCCGAGGUCAAUCAGAGGGACGAGAAGGGGUUCACCCCCCUGCACCGCGCCGCCUACCUGGCACACUUUGACGGGUACCUUGAGAUCUACGAGUAUCUGCUGUCUCGCGGCGCGGACCCCUCCAUCACCACCAACGACUUUGACCCCUACCUCUCCCCCGGGGUCAAGCUGCCCGUGGAGGUGGCCACCGACGACCAGGCCAUCCGCGACAAGCUGCUGGCCCUGGAGAAGAAGUACGCUGGGGUCGCCAAGGCCCGCCACCCCCACCCUGAUAUCGGCUGCUGGUGGACGCUGUAUGACUACGGCCUGGAGCGGGUGAAGACCUGGGACGCAGAGUACCGGCACCCCUACCCCGAGCAGGUCAAGCGCGAGCGCGACGCGGCGGCGCGCAAGGCCGCCAAGGCGGAGCACCGCCGCGCCAAGGCGGCAGCGCUGGCCGCCGGCGGCCUGCCCGCCACCAAGAAGGCCCCAGCCCCCGCCGGCCCCAUCGCCUUCCUGUUCCCGGGCCAGGGCUCGCAGGCCGUGGGCAUGCUGAACCAGUCCAAGGACAUCCCUGCAGUCAAGGCCAUGCUGGAAAGGGCCGAGCGCGUGCUGGGCUACGACCUGCUGGCGCUCUGCACCGAAGGGCCCAAGGAGAAGCUGGACGACACCAUCUACUCCCAGCCUGCGCUGUUUGUGGCGGGACUGGCGGCCGUGGAGAAGCUGCGCGCCGAGAACCCGGCGGCCGUGGAUGGGGCCGCCUCGGCCGCGGGCCUCUCCCUGGGCGAGUACACUGCCCUCGUCUUCUCCGGUGCCAUCUCCUUCGAGGAUGGGCUCAAGGUGGUCAAGGUCCGCGCCAGCUCCAUGGCGGCGGCCGCCAAGGCGGGCCGACCCCACGGCAUGCUCAGCGUGGUGGGGCUGAACGACGCUGACCUGGAGAAGGUGGUGGCAGAAGUCAACACGAAGCUGCCGGACAGCGUCUGCCGCGUGGCAAACUACCUGUUCCCCUCAGGCCGCGUCGUCUCCGGGCACAAGGAUGCUCUGGAGGAGGCCCAGAAGGCAGCCGUGGCCGCCGGCGCCAUCAAGGCCGUGUCGCUGGCAGUGAGCGGCGCUUUCCACACCACGCUCAUGCAGCCCGCUCGCGAGGCGCUGGAGGAGGUGCUGAACAGCAUCGAGAUCAAGGAGCCUCGCAUCCCGGUGUACAGCAACGUCACGGGCAAGGUGUUCGAGGACGCCAAGGAAAUCGCAGCGCUGCUGCCCCGACAGCUGGUGGAGCCCGUGAGAUGGGAGCCCACCAUCCGUGCCCUCGUCGCUGCGGGCAAGAAUCAGCUGUUCGAGCUGGGGCCGGGUGCGCAGAUCAAGGCCAUGGUCAAGCGCAUUGACCCUGGCGCAUGGGGGGCGUUCAAGAAUGUGGCGGCCUGA